CGACAUCCCAGCCCAGCCUCGUGUUAUCUUAUCCCCACCUUCUACUCAUCAAAACCGGCCUUCAGUCCUCAACAUCAACAUGGACAAGGAGAAGAUCGCCAAGCUCCAGGCUCAGGUCCGCAUCGGUGGCAAGGGUACCCCCCGCCGCAAGGUCGUCAAGAAGUCGGUGACUGCCUCGCAGGGUGACGACCGCAAGCUCCAGGCUGCUCUCAAGAAGCUUGGUGUCCAGCCCAUCACCGGUGUUGAGGAGGUCAACAUGUUCAAGGAGGACGGCAACGUGCUUCACUUCGCUGCCCCCAAGGUCGCUGUCCACGCUGCCCUCCCCUCCAACACCCUCGCCAUCUACGGCCAGGGCCAGACCAAGGAGCUUACCGAGCUCGUCCCCGGUAUCCUCAACCAGCUUGGCCCCGACUCGCUCGCCAACCUCCGUCGCCUGGCCGAGUCUUACCAGACCCUUACCGCCCGCCAGGCUGCUGCCUCUGGCGAGAAGAAGGAGGGUGAGGUCGCCGGUGACGACGACGAGAUCCCCGACCUGGUGGAGAACUUUGACGAGGCCGAGAAGAAGGACGAGGUCGCUGCCGACCAGCUCGACUAAGUACGGCAAGCUUGCCGUCGUCGGUUAGAUGCAGGGAGAUAUGGACGGCGCCGACAGCACAUAGGCGCCGGAGAUCAAGCGCAUUGUACACAGUACAACAUGAAGCUUUGCAACAGA
This is a messenger RNA of Vanrija pseudolonga, 712 nucleotides long. RefSeq names its product Nascent polypeptide-associated complex subunit beta (gene EGD1). The transcript is spliced from 4 exons. Gene Ontology annotation, cellular component: nascent polypeptide-associated complex; cytosol. Lineage: Eukaryota; Fungi; Basidiomycota; Tremellomycetes; Trichosporonales; Trichosporonaceae. The record is from RefSeq and is a predicted model, not a curated record. The coding region runs from base 80 to 595 and encodes 171 amino acids.